AUGAUCUCUACUAACAAGCAUUUGUUAACCUAUCUUCAUCACUAUCCUCUUGUCUUCCUGAUCUUGUUUCUUCAUGUGUUAAACUUUAUCUGUCAUGCUGAAGAUCAUAGUACUAAUCUAUCCAAAAACAAGGCUUGGAACCACUCAGUUUCUGCUAUUUUAAUCUUUGGAGACUCAACAGCUGAUCCAGGGAACAACAACUACAUACAGACUCCUUUCAAGAGCAAUUUUCCACCUUAUGGGAGAGAUUUUAUGGAUCAAAUUCCGACCGGAAGGUUUACAAAUGGGCGCCUUGCUAAUGACUUUGUUGCUAAGUAUAUUGGUGUCAAAGAGAAUGUGCCUCCAUAUUUGGACCCAACACUGGGCAUUGAGGAGCUGAUGACUGGAGUCAGUUUCGCCUCUGCUGGAUCUGGAUUCGACCCUCUUACACCAAGAAUAAGCAAUGUGAUCUCACUGUCUAAACAACUAGAUUACUUCAAAGUGUAUCAAAGUAGAUUGGAGGCUGCAAUUGGGAAGAAAAGAACAAAGCAUCUGAUAAAGAAUGCUUUGUUCUUUGUCAGUGCUGGGACGAAUGACUUUGUUGUCAAUUAUUUUACUGUACCCAUUCGAAGGAAGAGCUACAACCUCCCAACUUACAUGGCUUUCUUGUUGCAGCAAGUCCAGCUGUUCAUGCAGGGACUGUGGGAUGAAGGGGCUCGGAGAAUCGGCAUGGCUGGUCUGCCUCCGAUGGGUUGCUUGCCCAUUGUCAUCACCAUCAACGCAAUUUCCCGGCGCGGCUGUAUCGAUUUCUUCUCCGCCGUGGCCAGAGAGUACAAUAUAAUGCUCUUGAAUGAAUUGAGUGCUAUGCAAUUUAGAUUAGCAAAUAUUGGUGCUCGGAUUGCCUAUAUGGACAUAUAUGGACCACUGGCAGACAUGACCCAAGGCCACAAGUUUGGUUUUGCUGAGGUUAGCAGUGGUUGUUGUGGUACGGGCUUACUUGAAACAGCAUUCUUGUGCAAUCCCACAUCCUUCGUUUGCCCGGAUGCAUCUAAGUAUGUAUUUUUCGAUUCGAUUCAUCCGACGGAGAAGACAUACUCGAUCAUUUUCCAGUCUCUCCAACCUACCGUUGAUUACAUCUUACGGGACUAA
Ilex paraguariensis (yerba mate) is the source of this 1128-nucleotide messenger RNA. Lineage: Eukaryota; Viridiplantae; Streptophyta; Magnoliopsida; Aquifoliales; Aquifoliaceae. The record is from the annotation of a GenBank genome assembly.